CCCGUGGCGGCGGGCCAUGUAUCCGCAGGGGCGGCACCCGGGCCCCCACCAGCCUGGACAGCCUGGCUUUAAAUUCACCGUGGCUGAAUCCUGUGACAGGAUUAAGGACGAGUUCCAGUUCCUGCAGGCCCAGUACCACAGUCUGAAAGUGGAGUAUGAUAAGCUUGCAAAUGAAAAGACGGAAAUGCAGCGCCACUAUGUCAUGUACUAUGAAAUGUCUUACGGGUUGAACAUUGAAAUGCACAAGCAGACAGAGAUUGCCAAGAGGCUGAACACGAUUCUCGCCCAGAUCAUGCCUUUUCUGUCACAAGAGCACCAGCAGCAAGUGGCUCAGGCAGUUGAGCGGGCCAAGCAGGUGACCAUGACGGAGCUGAAUGCCAUCAUUGGGCAGCAGCAGCUCCAGGCCCAGCACCUGUCCCAUGCCCCUCAUGGGCCCCAGGUACAGCUUCCGCCUCACCCAUCAGGCCUGCCACCCCCAGGUAUCCCCCCUGUCACAGGGAGCAGUUCGGGGCUCUUGGCCCUUGGGGCCCUCGGCAGCCACUUGGCUGUGAAAGAUGAGAAGCAUUCACACGAUCUGGACCACCGAGACCGUGACUCCAGUGCGAACGCCUCCCCCUCCCCGCUGGAGAGCCUGCGAGCCAGCGAGAAGCACAGGGGCUGCCCCGACUACGCCGGCAUUGAGCCCAAGAAGCGGAAGGCGGAGGAGAAGGAGGGCUUGAGCCGCUACGACAGUGAUGGCGACAAGAGUGAUGACCUGGUGGUCGAUGUCUCCAAUGAGGAUCCGGCAACCCCCCGGCUGAGCCCUGCCCACUCACCUCUGGAGAAUGGGCUGGAUAAAGGCCGCGGACUGAAGAAGGACGCCCCAAACAGCCCUGCCUCCGUCGCCUCCUCCAGCAGCACCCCCUCUUCCAAGGCCAAGGACCACAAGGAUAAAUCCUCCACGCCUGGUUUGAAGUCCAACCCUCCCACGCCAAGGAGCGAAGUAGCGACCCCUGGGACGAGCAGCACCCCGGGCCUCCGACCGGUGCCAGGCAAGCCCCCUGGAAUGGACCCCCUGGCAUCUGCCUUAAGGACGCCCGUCUCCCUCACCAGCUCUUAUGCUGCCCCCUUCGCCAUGAUGGGGCCUCACGAGAUGAAUGGCUCCCUUGCCAGCCCUGGGGCCUAUGCAGGAUUGCACAACAUCCCCCCUCAAAUGACAGCCGCUGCCGUUGCCUAUGCCGCUGCCGUUGCCUAUGGCCGGUCACCCAUGGUUGGGUUUGACCCCCACCCCCCAGUGAGGACUCCUGUCCUGCCCUCCAGCCUGGCAUCCAUUCCUGGCGGCAAACCGGCGUACUCCUUUCACGUCAGCACCGAUGGGCAGAUGCAGCCAGUCCCGUUUCCUCACGAUGCCCUUGCCGGCCCCGGCAUCCCCCGCCACGCCCGUCAGAUCAACACCCUGAGCCAUGGCGAAGUGGUGUGUGCCGUGACUAUCAGCAACCCCACCAGGCACGUGUACACAGGGGGAAAGGGCUGCGUGAAGAUUUGGGACAUCAGCCAGCCGGGCACCAAGAACCCCGUCUCCCAGCUAGACUGCUUGAACAGGGAUAACUACAUCCGUUCCUGCAAACUCCUUCCCGAUGGGCGCACGCUGAUUGUGGGGGGGGAGGCCAGCACCCUCACCAUUUGGGACCUGGCUUCCCCCACCCCCAGGAUCAAGGCCGAACUGACCUCCUCGGCCCCUGCCUGCUAUGCCUUGGCCAUCAGCCCAGAUGCCAAAGUCUGCUUCUCCUGCUGCAGCGAUGGGAACGUUGCCGUCUGGGAUCUCCACAACCAGACCUUGGUUAGGCAGUUCCAGGGUCACACAGAUGGCGCCAGCUGCAUUGACAUCUCCCAUGAUGGCACCAAACUCUGGACAGGGGGCUUGGACAACACCGUGCGCUCCUGGGACCUUCGGGAAGGCAGGCAGCUACAGCAACAUGACUUCACCUCUCAGAUCUUCUCGCUCGGCUACUGCCCAACCGGCGAGUGGCUUGCAGUGGGAUUGGAGAGCAGCAACGUGGAAGUGCUGCAUCACACCAAGCCUGACAAAUACCAGCUUCACCUGCACGAAAGCUGCGUCCUCUCACUGAAGUUUGCCUAUUGUGGGAAGUGGUUUGUGAGCACUGGGAAAGACAACCUCCUCAAUGCCUGGAGGACUCCCUAUGGAGCCAGCAUCUUCCAGUCAAAAGAAUCUUCUUCCGUUUUAAGCUGUGAUAUUUCAGCAGAUGACAAAUACAUUGUCACAGGUUCGGGUGACAAGAAGGCCACAGUUUACGAAGUAAUCUACUGAGUAGCUAUGACUCCUGUAGAAGAACACGAAAAGGAGAGCAGCUGCGGAGUCCUUCGAUGCCCUCCGGAGGGCUUUAUGACCUGGGUGGAUCUUCUGUGGCGGCCUUGGAAUAAUAACUCUGGAAGGAAUUGGGAAUCAGCUCCGUCCAGCUCUGAUCAGGGGCCACGCAUUGUCCCUGCUGGUCUGUGUCUGUCUUUCCCUUGGUUCUUAGUCCUCACACCUGUGACCAGAAGGCAGCUAACACCCUGGAUUUGCAUUCAGGAGGGGCCACGGGCCUCCUUUCCCCGUCAGACUUGUCGGAACUGUAGAUAAGAGAGGAGCUUCAUGCCGACGCCUCCUUGGCCUGCUAGCCAGCAGCGUGUUGUGGCCCCCCUUGUUUCCUGCUGCUGCUGCUGCUGCUUCCUUGCCCUGCCCUCGUUGUGUCCUGCUUCCGUCUUGCUUCCACUCUGGUGGUGGCUACCAUCCUUUUCCCUCCCUGCCCUCCCCUUGAAAAUAGGCUUGGAGAAACUCUUACCAGCCUUGUCACCAGCCUGAGCAAAGGGGUCCCCCGUGAAAUGGCUUCCUCUGCUGGGUGUGUGAAGUGGUUCUUCUGGCGUUGAGUCUUCUCUCUGGGCCAGGUUUGAGCCUCCAAUUGGACCCUUCUCUCCCGAUCCCGUCGGCAGUGGAGAAGUCGCUGUUUUCAAAGCACUUGUCAGCUGGGGCAACCGGAUGCCUUGUCCACCAACGGCCUUCAGACCCAAAGACGGAGAGGAUGCGUGUUCGAGAACACAACAGUUAACGCUCAGGGACCCAAGAAAAACAUAAUAGCAACUUGUGCUGGGAUUUCUUUUCUUUUUUUUUACUCCAAUGAAAGUAAAGUAAU
This is a messenger RNA of Notechis scutatus (mainland tiger snake), 3170 nucleotides long. Lineage: Eukaryota; Metazoa; Chordata; Lepidosauria; Squamata; Elapidae. The record is from RefSeq and is a predicted model, not a curated record.